Ananas comosus (pineapple) is the source of this 997-nucleotide messenger RNA. RefSeq lists its product as uncharacterized. The record is from RefSeq and is a predicted model, not a curated record. Lineage: Eukaryota; Viridiplantae; Streptophyta; Magnoliopsida; Poales; Bromeliaceae. The coding region runs from base 93 to 734 and encodes 213 amino acids. The transcript has a single exon.
UAACUAUUGCGCCAUUUCUAUCCUCUCCUUAUCCCAAACGGAUAAGUGGUGAUAAGCUGAUCAUAUUCCCCGCCAAAUCUAAAAGGACGGAAAUGCCCGCCGCCGCCGCCGUCGCCGCGCUGUUUCCUCGGGCGCCGCGCUCCGCCGCCGCCGCCGCCAAAUCCGUCGUCGUUUUCUCCCCCUCCAAACCCUCAGUGCUCUCCCUCUCCUCCAAACCCUGCGCCUGUACCACAACAAGGAAAAAACCCUGCGCCGCCCUCUCCGCACGGCCUCCUCGGCCUCGUUCCUCGGGUGCGGGCGAGGAGGGAGAGGAGGAGGAGGAGGAGGAGGAGGAGGAGCACGUGUUCUUCGACGGGGGCGCGCACUACGGGGACCUGGCGGCGAACCUGGCGCUGGGGCUGACGCUGCUGUGGCUGCCGCUGACGCUCGCCGCCGUCUCCCGCGCCUUCUUCCUCCGCUACCGCUUCACCGACAAGCGCGUCACCGUCGUCUCGGGCCUCGCGGGGCAGGACCGCUCCGACUUCCCCUACUCCGCCGUCGCCGACGUCAAGGCCGUCCCGCGCUUCAUCGGCGAGUGGGGGGAUCUCGUCAUCACCCUCACCGACGGCACCAAGGUCGACCUCCGCAGCGUCCCCAAAUUCCGCGAGAUCGCCGACUACUGCCUCUUCAUGGCCGACCGCCCCGCCCGCUCUGCUGCCGCCACCGCCGACAACACCCGCCCUAGAGGCUUCUGAUCGAUGAUUGAAUUUCGCACUAGUGCGAACUUAUAUAAGCACAUCGAUCAUCAUAAGAUGUUGUUAUAUAAAUCACACUUUCUCAUUCUGAUGAGACUCGACCCUUUGGUGCUGGAAUGUCGAUAGUAAGAGCCCGCACCUUAUCUAGCUAAGACGGGUCGGCACGGUCCAUCGAUCUGUGUUUUUUUUCUGAAGUGGUGCACACUGCAGCACAAUUUUCGGCAUGAAGUAGCUAUGAUUGAAUCAAUUUUCUUUUCAAUUAA